AUUUUAUUUCUGCCUUGUCCAUAUGCAUCACAUUUUUUUAUAAACGAAAUCUUCUGAAACCUAGACAUGUUACACUAUUUGAUUGUCUCUUCAUUUGCUAAGAAAUCGUGACAAUCGGAUUUGAUUGUCUCUUCAUUUGAUAAACUUGGAAGGGGGACCAGCGCUGCCGCCAAUAAUCAUCUUCUGCGAACCUCUCUGGCUCUCUCUCUCUCUCUCUCUCUCUCUCUGUGAAUGCACCGAAAAUUGAAGAAGCACCAGUCAACUCUACACGACACAGGAAUCGGUGAAAAUCCCAAGAACAAUAAGCCCACGUCUCUCUUUUCGACACCUGUUCUUUCGUGCUAAUAUCAAAAAUAGGAGGUGGCUUUUUUAACAUCUCUUGAUUUAAAAGCACGUUGAGAUGAAAUGGUUGGCUCUCUCUGGAAAAAUCCACGAAAGGGUUCUUCCUCUUUCCUUCUGGUUUCACACACUUGGUGUUUGUUUAUAUAUCUAAAUGAAAUUUUGCCAAGACAGUAGCUCGGGUGAGAAUGUCUAGAGUCUUGAUUCGUUACUUGAACUUUUAGACUCGGUAUCUUCAAACUUAAGAAGAAUCUCUCAAAUUCUUUGAUAUCUAACCUUACCAAAUUUUACUGCGAUUUGCAGAGUUUAUUGAGUGUUAGAAAGUGAAGGGGUGGUUGAAUCCAAUGGGGAUUUGUUUGAGUACUCAUAUCAAAGCUGAUAGCCCAGCUCACACAGAGUGGAGUUCCAAAUAUGCUAGCAAAAAUGGCAAUCACAUGGGAAACUCUAGUGGUGAUGGGGAUUUUGUGUUAGGAUCAGAGCCACCUACUCCUCCAAGUGAGGGUGAGAUCUUGCAGUCGUCUAACUUGAAGAACUUUGGACUUUCUGAUCUCAUGAUGGCCACCCGGAACUUUCGACCUGAUAGUGUGCUAGGAGAAGGCAGAUUUAGUUCCGUCUUCAAAGGUUGCAUUGAUGAAGUUUCUUUUACAGCUGCAAAACCCAGGACUGGCACGGUUAUCGCUGUAAGAAAGCUUCAUCAAGAGAGUUUUCAAGGACACGGGGAGUGGCUAGCAGAAGUGAACUAUUUGGGACAGUUUUCUCAUCCUCAUCUCGUGAAACUGAUUGGAUAUUGCUUGGAGGACGAACAUCGACUUUUGGUGUAUGAAUUCAUGCCUCGUGGAAGCUUGGAAAACCAUCUGUUUAUGAGGGGCUCUUAUUUCCAACCUCUCACUUGGAAUCUACGACUUAAGGUUGCUCUUGGAGCUGCAAAGGGACUUGCUUUUCUCCAAAGUGCUGAGACGAAAGUCAUUUAUAGAGACUUUAAAACUUCUAACAUAUUGCUCGACUCGAGCUACAAUGCAAAGCUUUCUGAUUUCGGAUUGGCCAAGGUUGGUCCAUCAGGUGAUAAAAGCUGUGUGUCCACAAGGGUAUUGGGAACUUAUGGAUAUGCCGCUCCAGAAUUUCUAGCCACUGGUCAUUUGACGGCCAAGAGUGUGGUGUACAGUUUCGGAGUUGUUCUCCUUGAAAUGCUAUCGGGGCGGAGAGCAAUUGACAUGAAUAGACCAUCCAAACAACGAAGGCUGGUUGAAUGGGUUCCCCACCUUGCCAAUAAUCGUAAACUCUUCCGUGUAAUAGAUACCCGACUUGAAGGCCAAUACACAAUGGAUGUGGCUCAUAGAUUGGCUAACCUCGCCCUACAAUGUAUAUCCACGGAGCCAAAGUUGAGGCCGACAAUGAAAGAAAUAGUCAAAGAACUGGAGCAACUUCAGGAUAUAAAAAAUGUAGAGAAUACUCGUAGCAGAAGAAUCAUUGGACCUAGACAAUGUAGUCAAAGCAAAUGAUGCUGGUAAUAAAGAUGGGAAUGAUGCUUAUCUGAGGCCUUCUGCUUCUCUACUUCACUCCAAAUAGUUCUUCAAUAUUUUUGACAAGUAUGUAUUUCUUUCCACUCUGAAAUUGGUAGAUGGCUUAGUAAUAAUAUGAAAAAUUAGUAAUAUUGACCGCUGUCAAUCAUGAAUGAUUGUACAGUUGUUUUCCUAAUAUAAUCUUCGCUUUACUGCCUGAGCUCACAGUCAUGAUGCUAAAAGAAUUUUAGCGUUCUUGAAUUACUGAUGAUUAUAUUAUAUACGAGUGUUGUUGCUAUU
Olea europaea var. sylvestris is the source of this 2138-nucleotide messenger RNA. Its product is annotated as probable serine/threonine-protein kinase PBL9. The transcript is spliced from 6 exons. Lineage: Eukaryota; Viridiplantae; Streptophyta; Magnoliopsida; Lamiales; Oleaceae. Bases 684 to 1838 code for a protein of 384 amino acids. Gene Ontology annotation, molecular function: protein kinase activity; ATP binding. Gene Ontology annotation, biological process: protein phosphorylation. The record is from RefSeq and is a predicted model, not a curated record.